AUGAUCAGAGCACGACCAUCCCAGUACCAGCUACGAACACUCCUAAGGGCACACUCCCCAGCAGCAUACGCACGCAGCCCCGCCCUCAUCGCCCCCCCAGCAGCCGCCCGCCCCCUCUCCACCCGACCCGCGAUCCACUUCCACGCCGACUUGAAAUCAGACUGCCGAUUGGCGCACUCGAUUCGAUCAUUUCAUUCCACAGGAUGCAACCCAGUCGAGACGGUCAAGGUGCCCCAGAUGGCCGAAUCGAUCUCGGAAGGCACGCUGAAACAGUGGCUCAAGAAGACGGGAGACUACGUCAAGGUGGACGAGGAGGUGGCGACGAUCGAGACGGACAAGAUCGAUGUGAGUGUGAAUGCGCCCAAGGCGGGCAAGAUUGUGGAGACGAUGGCGAGCGAGGAGGACACGGUGACGGUGGGCCAGGAUCUGUUCAAGCUCGAGCCCGGGGAAGGGCCGUCUGGAGAGCAGGAGGCCCCGAAAGCCAGCAGCACCGCCCCCCCUGACUCGGAACUCCCCGCGGGAGCCAAGGACGAGAAGCACGCGAAGGAAGCCGCCCAGGCGGCCCCCGACAGAACGCCCACGCCGGCCAAAUCCGACGACGCCGCCCAGAAAUCUUCGCACGACCGUAAGCGCUGGUCGGACGUCGAGGUCGAAAACAAGGAACGCACCCCGCGCAGGGCCGAGCCCCAAGUCACGGAAUCCAAGCUGCCCCAGGGCAGAACCGACUUCGACGGGAAAGCGGUCGGCGAGACCCAGGCCAGCAGACCCGCCCUGUUCGAUCGCACCGAGCGCCGAGUGAAGAUGAGCCGGAUGAGGAGCCGGAUUUCGGAGCGACUGAAGCAGUCGCAAAACACGGCGGCCUCGUUGACGACGUUCAACGAGAUCGACAUGACGUCGCUGAUGGAGAUGCGCAAGCUGUACAAGGACGGGGUGCUGAAGGAGCGCGGGGUCAAGCUGGGGUUCAUGUCGGCGUUUGCCCGGGCGGCCUGUCUGGCGCUGAAGGAGAUCCCGGGCGCGAAUGCGUCGAUCGAGGGCCCCGGGCCGGGUGACCAGAUCGUCUACCGCGACUACGUCGACCUCUCCGUCGCCGUCGCCACGCCCAAGGGCCUCGUCACCCCCGUCGUCCGCAACGCCGAGAGCCUCGGCUUCGUCGACAUCGAGCUCGAAAUCGCCCGUCUCGGCGCCAAGGCCAAGGACAACAAGCUCUCGCUCGAGGACAUGGCCGGCGGCACGUUCACGAUCUCCAACGGCGGCGUCUUCGGCUCCCUCUAUGGCACCCCGAUCAUCAACUUGCCCCAAUCCGCCGUCCUCGGCAUGCACGCCAUCAAAGACACCCCGGUCGUCAGGAACGGGCAGAUCGUCAUCCGUCCCAUCAUGAUCGUCGCGCUCACCUACGACCAUCGCAUCCUCGACGGCCGCGAAGCCGUCACGUUCUUGGUCAGGAUCAAGGAAUACAUCGAAGAUCCCCGCAAGAUGUUGCUCAGCUAA
This is a messenger RNA of Puccinia triticina, 1488 nucleotides long. RefSeq lists its product as uncharacterized. Lineage: Eukaryota; Fungi; Basidiomycota; Pucciniomycetes; Pucciniales; Pucciniaceae. The record is from RefSeq and is a predicted model, not a curated record. The coding region runs from base 1 to 1488 and encodes 495 amino acids. Gene Ontology annotation, cellular component: oxoglutarate dehydrogenase complex. The transcript has 7 exons. Gene Ontology annotation, molecular function: dihydrolipoyllysine-residue succinyltransferase activity. Gene Ontology annotation, biological process: tricarboxylic acid cycle.